AUGAAUGAUCAUUACAAAUUGCUGACAUACACAUCUUCAGAUGAGAAGCAGAACUACCCUGAUAGAUCUCAACAACAUAAAAUUGACGGACAUGAGAACAACCCACUUCAUGAUGCCUGUAGGAAGGGGGACCUUGGUCGAGUAAGAUACAUCCUGUCCCGGGGUUUGGUCGACGUCGACGGUAGAGACGAGAAGCACGGGAGGACACCACUCAUGGCGGCGGCAGAGAAGGGACAUAGAAGAGUAUUUGACUUUCUUAUUAGAAAAGGAGCUAAUGUGUCACAAGUAGAUGAUGACGGCUACAACAUCCUGCACUGGGCCUGCAGAGGUGGACAUAUGGGCAUGGUGAGGUAUCUACUCUCACAACAAAGUGUUGAUAUUCACAGUAGGGGAAAGUUCGGAUCAACUCCCCUGAUGAAGGCUGUAUAUUAUGGGCACAGGGACAUGUUUAAGUUUCUGGUGAGUCAGGGAGCUAAUGUGUCACAAGUGGAUGAUGAUGGCGACAACAUCCUGCACUGGGCCUGUAUUGGCGGACAUGUGAGUAUGGUGAAAUAUCUACUCUCACAACACAUUAUUGAUAUCAACAGUAGAUCAAAAAAGGGAAAAACACCCCUGAUGAAGGCUGCAUAUUAUGGACAGAGCGACGUACUUAAGUUUCUCGUGAGUGAGGGAGCUAAUGUGUCACUGGUGGAUGAUGAUGGCGACAACAUCCUGCACUGGGCCUGUAUUGGCGGACAAGUGGGUGUGGUGAAAUAUCUACUCUCACAAUACAGUGUUGAUAUUAACAGUAGAGCAAAGAUGGGAAAAACACCCCUGAUGAAGGCUGCAUAUUAUGGACACAGAGACGUGCUUGAGUUUCUCGUGAGUAAGGGAGCUAAUGUGUCAAUGGUGGAUGAUGAUGGCGACAACAUAAUUCAUUAUGCCUCAAUUAGAGGACAAGUGGAAGUGUUAAAGCAUAUCAUAUCACGGGGCAUUGUGAACAUUCGUAGCAGAGGAAAGUACGGAAGGACACCAUUGAUGAGAUCCGCGUAUUAUGGAAAUAGAAAAGUGUUUGAUCUACUUGUGAGUGAAGGUGGUCGAAUUUCCUCAGUGGAUGAUAAGGGUUACAACAUCCUUCAUCUGGCCUCUAUUGGUGGACGUGUGGAGAUGGUGAAACAUAUCUUAUCUCAGAACAUGACAGACAUUAACUCCAGGAACAAGGAUGGUGAAACUGCAGCCAUGAUAGCAAUGCGUAAAGGACAUCCUGUUGUGUAUGACUUUCUUGUUUCUCGGGGCUGUUCACUGCAAUAA
Molecule: messenger RNA, 1290 nt
Organism: Haliotis rufescens (red abalone)
Lineage: Eukaryota; Metazoa; Mollusca; Gastropoda; Lepetellida; Haliotidae
Product: ankyrin repeat domain-containing protein 50-like
Exons: 1
Coding region: 1-1290 (429 amino acids)
Molecular function (GO): protein binding
Source: RefSeq, a predicted model, not a curated record